AUGAGAUCCGACCAUCUCUUCAGCAUCGUAAAAGACCCUUGGGAGACAAUUCGUAAUUAUGUCAAGAGAUUCAAAACGGAGAAGGCCAAGAUUGUUGGUUGCAAUGAAGACAUAUCAAUGGCAACAUUCAGAAAUGGACUUUUUACCGAACAUCAUUUAUUUGGAAAACUGAUCAUAGGAGAAGAACUGACCCUAGCAGCUUUGUACGCUUUAGUAGAAAAACAUGCACUAUGGGAUGAGGCCAAGCAGUCUAACAAAGAUGAGUCGGAAGAGAAGCACAUGGAACGUUCCCUAACCAAAGAAGACUUAGCGCCUGAAACAUUCACCAAAUUCACAGUUCCAAUCGGCCAAAUUCUCCGCAAGCUCAAGAACGAACCUUGGUUCGAACUGCCACAACCCAUGAAAGGCAAUCUUACCAAGCUGGAUCAUACAAAGAAUUGCGCAUUUCAUCAAGGACCAGGCCACACUACCAACGGCUGCCUGAAGUGGAAGCAGUAUCUUAAGAAGCUUACAAAUGAGGGCCAAUGCGACGAGUAUCUUAACAAGUCAACAAAAAGGCCUACACAAGCAGGGGAAGUCUCUAUCACCCCUUAA
Messenger RNA from Malus domestica (apple), 594 nucleotides. RefSeq lists its product as uncharacterized. The record is from RefSeq and is a predicted model, not a curated record. Lineage: Eukaryota; Viridiplantae; Streptophyta; Magnoliopsida; Rosales; Rosaceae.